This is a messenger RNA of Clavispora lusitaniae ATCC 42720, 1686 nucleotides long. It is a transcript of the gene CHR1, whose product is annotated as RNA-dependent ATPase. The record is from RefSeq and is a predicted model, not a curated record. Gene Ontology annotation, biological process: maturation of SSU-rRNA. Lineage: Eukaryota; Fungi; Ascomycota; Pichiomycetes; Serinales; Metschnikowiaceae. Gene Ontology annotation, molecular function: RNA helicase activity; ATP binding; nucleic acid binding.
AUGGACAUUUUCCGAAUCUUGUCGCGGGGAGCGGCGCUUAAAACAAGCAAAAAGGCCACCUCUGACUUUGGUGGCCAGAAAGAACAAAAGAAAGAUAUCAAGGCCGAGGUGGAUCGGGAAACCAACUUCUUUCGCCAUAGAAGCGAUGCGCGAGCAGAGGAUAAAGACAGAGACAGUGAGAAAGAACAAAAGAGCGGGAUCGAUGGUAAAAAGGACGCCUCAGCUAAGAGCGAAAACAAUAACGACAGUGACAGCGAAGAGGAGAACGAGGGCGAAAGCGAAGGCAGUGUCACCAUUUCUACACCUGCGGAAGCGGCUGCGUUCCGUCGUCGGAGCCAUUCGAAAGUCUCUGGACACGAUGUUCCGCUUCCCAUUGGUCUGUUUCACGACUUGCAGCUGCGGUUUUCCAUGAAUAAACAUCUCUUGCGAAACCUUCUUGAGGCGGACUUUAUCGAACCUACAGUGGUGCAAUGUGAGGCUAUCCCUAUAGCUUUGCAUCGCCGCGACUUAAUUGCAUGUGCCCCUACGGGUCUGGGAAAAACAGUGGCGUUUUUGCUUCCAAUGGUCCAACUUCUAGUAGAGGCAAAUCUCAGCAAGAACCCUGGCGUGCGUGGGCUUGUUCUUGCUCCCACAAACGAGUUGGCGCUGCAGAUCCAUGUCCAGUUGCAACAGCUCACUCGGGGAUUCAAGAGUGUUACGCUGGCUCUCUUGUCUCGCCAAUUGGCCACUCGUUUGUCCGAUAAAAUUGUGUCUGGAGAAAAAUAUUCCGUUAUUGUUUCUACGCCGCUCCGGCUUCUUGACAUGGUUCAAGGCGGCCACUUAGAUCUUUCGACGGUGGAGCAGCUUGUGAUCGAUGAGGCUGACCGUAUGUUCGACCGAGGCUUUGUUGAGCAGACAGAUGCGCUUUUGGCUGCGCUCUCCAACGCUAAGUUGCGCACAUCCAUCUUCUCUGCUACAAUCCCAGCCAAGGUGGAAGAGUUAGCCAACUCCAUCAUGCGUGACCCUGUGAGGGUUAUUGUGGGCCACAAGGAAGCUGCAUCGUCUCUGAUUGACCAAAAGUUAGUGUUUACUGGAUCGGAGGACGGUAAGCUUCUUGCAGUGCGUCAGAUGAUCCAACAGGGUGAGUUUAAGCCACCGGUGAUCAUUUUCUUGCAGUCGAUUACCCGUGCUAAGGCCUUAUUCCAUGAGUUGGUCUAUGACCGGUUGAAUGUGGAUGUUAUCCAUGCGGAAAGAACGCCCGCACAAAGGGAUGAAGUGAUUCGCCGGUUCAAAAACGGUGACAUUUGGGUUUUGAUCACCACAGACGUACUCGCAAGAGGUGUGGAUUUUAAAGGUGUUAAUCUAGUCAUUAAUUAUGACGUGCCCCAAACUGCCCAAGCAUAUGUGCAUCGUAUUGGACGUACGGGUCGUGGUGGAAAACCGGGAAAAGCAGUGACGUUUUUCACGAAAGAGGAUACUUUGGCUGUGAGGCCUGUGGUCAAUGUCAUGAAACAAUCUGGAUGUGAAGCGGGCUACGGUUCUUGGAUGGAACACUUGAGUCGUUUGUCAGCUUCCGACAGACGCCAUCUUCGGAGAAGUGAGCCAGAGCGGGCGCAGAUCAGUACCGUUCCCAAGGUUGUGAAACAGAAGAGAAAGAGAAAGCAAGAAAUGAUUGAGGCGUCGAAACGGAGAAACGGGCAGCAGUGA